Harpegnathos saltator (Jerdon's jumping ant) is the source of this 1827-nucleotide messenger RNA. It is a transcript of the gene wmd, whose product is annotated as serine-threonine kinase receptor-associated protein wmd. Lineage: Eukaryota; Metazoa; Arthropoda; Insecta; Hymenoptera; Formicidae. Bases 227 to 1219 code for a protein of 330 amino acids. The record is from RefSeq and is a predicted model, not a curated record. Gene Ontology annotation, molecular function: RNA binding; protein binding. The transcript is spliced from 5 exons. Gene Ontology annotation, cellular component: SMN complex. Gene Ontology annotation, biological process: spliceosomal snRNP assembly.
CCGAUCGACGCGCCACAGCCGUCAGUCGUGUGUCGGACGUGCAGCGUGACGGAUCGCGGAUGUGAGCGCAGCGUACGCGAAGGAAGAGCAAUUUGGCAGUUGGCAGUCAUCGCGCAACAGCUGCUUCGUACGACUCGCGCCACACCGCUCGCUCGCUCGUCAUAACAUCAUCUUCCAUCCUGACGCGUCGGAGAACAGCACCGAGAAGCGAACGCGACGAAUUACCAUGGCCAAUUUGAGGCAAACACCGUUGACGUGCAGCGGUCACACACGGCCCGUGGUGCAUCUCGCUUUUUCCGACGUCACCGAAUCCGGUUAUUACCUGAUCUCAGCGUGCAAAGAUGGCAAACCUAUGUUGCGACAAGGCGACACUGGAGACUGGAUUGGUACAUUUGAAGGACAUAAGGGAGCGGUUUGGGGUGUAGCGUUAAAUCCACAAGCUACUCGAGCUGCAACUGGAGCAGCUGACUUUAAUGCUAAAGUUUGGGAUGCAAUUAAGGGGGAGGAAGUACAUUCUUUUCAACACAAUCAUAUAGUUAAGUCUGUCAACUUCAGUACAGACUCCAAUAAUCUAUGUACUGCCUCCAAUGAGAAACUAGUGCGCAUUUAUGACCUUAAUAAACCAGAAGAAGCACCGCAGAUCUUCUCAGGUCACACGAGUGGUAUUAGACACGUCACUUUCUUCGACAACAACUCAGCCUUAGUCACUUGCGCAGAUGAUAAGACAUUGAGGGUAUGGGACAGAAAUAGUGGGCAAGAGGUGAAGAGACUAGACUUUCCUGCUAUUCCAAGUUCGAUGGAAGUGUCCAAGGAUGGAAAAAUCAUCACCACUACUCAUUCUAACAUUGUUACAUUCUGGAAUAGCAAGGAAUUAACAAAGAUUAAGGAGUUCACGGUGCCCACACAAGUGAACAGUGCCAGCCUGCAUCCAGAUUGCAGUAUCUUCGUGUGCGGCGGAGAAGAUUUGAAGAUGUACAAAUUCGACUACAGCACUGGCGCGGAAAUAGAAUCGUUUAAAGGACAUUUCGGACCUGUUCAUUGCGUCCGUUUCUCACCGGACGGUGAAUUGUAUGCGAGCGGAUCCGAGGACGGUACACUGAGACUAUGGCAGACCACGGUCGGCAAGACAUAUGGACUGUGGCGUUGCGUUGAGCAGACGCCUGCGAUACAAGAGAACAUUGCCGUGAUUAACAACAAGCAGGAAGUGCCUGCCAAUUAAAAGUAACAAAAAACGUCGCUACGAAGCAGACAAAAAGCUUAUCGGACACACCACAGUGCGCGAACGCGUUCCCCAUCCAAUAAUCGCCCGAGCGACACGCGGACAAGUCUCUUGGACCAAAAUCGAGGAACGAACGAGUGGGAGAAACAUUCGCGUCGCGGACACACUCCCUUUUUUUACGGGUCAUUUUCUACAAUCGGCGGUAAUUGUAAAUAAUAUAAACGGAUCCUAUAUCGGAGCCUACUGCUGGAGAGAGUUCGCCCACUUUCGUCGCGCUAUACACACACACACACACACACACACACACACACACACACAUAUACACAUACAUAUAUCCAGAUAAGGCUAAGAAGGAGCGAGAGGACCAAAUACACGCUUUUCUCUCGAAGAGAGCGCAUCGUCCGAGCGCGGAGGUACGACGGACAUAAUCCUUAUUUAUAUUUACGACCGACGAGAGUAAAAGAGACAUAGAAAGAGAGAAACGGAGGAGAAAAAGAAACAUUAACAUUUAUUAACAUUAUACAGUGUCAUUAUUAUAUAAUACAAAAUUAAGGUAGAGGUGUAACGUGAGAAAAAAAGACAAGUUCGGAACGAACAUCUUAUUCGCA